AUGAAGCGGUUCUGGUGGGCCCAGCUUGGCCUGCUCGCUGUGUGUACCUGCGCCUGGCCGGUCCAGGGAUGUGGGCCAGGUCCUGGGUAUGGCAUGCGUUCCAGGACCAGGAAACUCACGGCUAUGCACUACAAGCAGUUCUCCCCCAACUUCUCAGAAAACAACAUUGGGGCGAGUGGAAGAGCGGAGGGCAAGAUCACGCGCAACUCUGAGCGCUUCAACCAGCUGGUGUGCAACUACAAUCCGGAUAUUGUCUUCAAGGAUGAGGAGAACACCGGCGCGGACCGCUUCAUGACCAAGCGAUGCAAGGACUGUCUGAACCGGUUGGCCAUUGCAGUGAUGAACCAGUGGCCAGGGGUGCACUUGCGUGUGACGGAGGCCUGGGAUGAAGAUGGCCACCACCCUCCAGGCUCUCUGCACUACGAAGGCCGGGCUGUGGAUAUAACCACUGACGACAGGGAGACAGAAAAGUACGGGCUUUUGGCUCAGCUGGCUGUGGAAGCAGGAUUUGACUGGGUCUACUAUGAGUCCAAGCAUCACGUACACUGCUCCGUAAAAUCAGAUAAGUCUGAAGCUGUGGAGAGAGGUGGUUGCUUCCCAGGCUGUGCCCGGGUGACUCUUGCCGGAGGGAUGCAGAAGAGUCUGUCUUCACUGGCCCCUGGUGACAGGGUCAUGGCCCUGUCUGAAACAGGCCACAUUGUGUACAGCCAAGUUCUCUUGUUUCUGCACCGGGACAAAAAAAGCAGGUCUACCUUCCUGUCUCUGGAGACAGAAGACGAACAGAGAUUAGUCCUAACUCUUCAUCACUUGGUCUUUUUGGUCCCUGACUGCAGGCAUGAUGAGAGUGGGUACCAGGCUCAGUUUGCAAGCAGAGCAAAAACCGGAGACUGUGUCCUCAUCAGUACUGAAGGUGGUCAAAUGAGGCCUUCGCGAAUCGCAUCAGUUUCCGUUACGGACAGCAUGGGAGUGUAUGCGCCCUUGACAGAAGCUGGAACUCUGUUUGUUGACGGGGUUCUGGUCUCCAGCUAUGCUCUGAUGGAGGACCACAGACUUGCACACUGGGCUUUUGGACCUUUGCGACUUCUCUACUCUCUAAACUGGCUACUCUGGGGGGAGACGACGACAGAAGAGCAGACCACUGACUACAAAGCAGAUAUUUAUGAAAAUAAUUACAUUCUGAACAAGCAGGACAAUCUUAGUGAACCUCUAGUGAUGACAAUCCAAGAGAAGCAAUCCCUGCAGAGACACACAGAUAUCCACUGGUAUGCUAGAUUACUCUACAGAGUUGCAUGCAUCGUUUUAGACUUCGAUUUAAUAAAUCCUUAA
This is a messenger RNA of Nematolebias whitei (Rio pearlfish), 1326 nucleotides long. RefSeq names its product desert hedgehog signaling molecule (gene dhh). NCBI's taxonomy places the organism in Eukaryota, Metazoa, Chordata, Actinopteri, Cyprinodontiformes, Rivulidae. Gene Ontology annotation, molecular function: patched binding; calcium ion binding. The transcript is spliced from 4 exons. The record is from RefSeq and is a predicted model, not a curated record. Bases 1 to 1326 code for a protein of 441 amino acids. Gene Ontology annotation, biological process: multicellular organism development; cell fate specification; cell-cell signaling.